This is a messenger RNA of Labrus mixtus (cuckoo wrasse), 2693 nucleotides long. RefSeq names its product GTPase IMAP family member 4-like. Lineage: Eukaryota; Metazoa; Chordata; Actinopteri; Labriformes; Labridae. The record is from RefSeq and is a predicted model, not a curated record. Gene Ontology annotation, molecular function: GTP binding.
AUGUCACAGCACACCCCACAAAAUGAUACGGCUCUGAGAAUAGUGCCGUUGGGGAAGACUGGAAAUGGGAAGAGUGCCACUGGAAACAACAUUAUUGGAAAAAAGUGGUUUGAAGCCAAGUUCAGUGCAGAGUUUGACUGUUCAAAGGGCAAUGGUACGGUGGAUGGACAACAGAUUCAUGUAAUCGACACUCCAGGCCUGUUUGACACCAGAUUUGAUGAGGAGAAAACAGAAGAAAAUAUCACCCAGUGCUUCACUUUUGCUGCUCCUGGACCCCAUGUGUUCCUGGUGGUCAUCAGGCUGGGCAGAGUCACUGACGAGGCGAAGCAGACGGUGCAAAGGAUUCAAGAAAUCUUUGGGCAGGCAGCAGAGAGAUACAGCAUGGUUCUCUUCACUCAUGGUGACCAGCUUACAGGCACUUCCAUGGAGAAGUUCUUGGCUGAAAGCCCCGACCUGCAGGAGCUCGUGGCCAGAUGUAACGGCCAGUACCAUGUCUUCAACAAUAAGAAGAAAAAUCGCUCUCAGGUCAUCAAGCUGCUCCAGAAGAUCAGAAGUAUAGUCCAGAACAACGGAGGACAUCACUACACCAACGAGAUGUUCCAAGAGGCUGAGAGGAUAAUCGAAGAAAAGCAACAAGGCAUCCUGAAGGAGAAAGAAGAGCAAAUACGCAAAGAAAGAGAAGAAAUAAAGAGAAGGAUAGAGCAUAAAUAUGAGAAAGCGAUGAAGAAGAUUAGUGAGCAGCUCCAGGCUGAGAGACAGAAAAAGAGUCCAAAAAAAUAUGACGAUUUUUGCGUCACUGGAAGCUGUUGUGGUUAGCGGGGUGAAACUACAAUGCUAGUUCCUCAUAUUUUCGACCACUGAAGCUACAGACCAAUCACAGAUCAGUGGGUGGGAACUCACUCCCAGAAGCGAAACUUAACGUCCGCCAUAUUGCUUGGAAGCUAUGAUAACAGGCUCUAUGGAGAAAGCUGAUAAUGGCGAAAAAAUAUAAAUAUAGCGGUGAGAUGGAUGCUGCCGACAGGCCGGUCUUAUGUUUUGGCUGCUGCAGCCCCUGGCCGCCGAGGUCGCUGCUGGCCGCCGCUGGCUGCCGCUAGCCGCCGGGGUCGCUGGCCGCCAGGGCUGCCGCUAGCCACCGUUGGCCGCCGCUAGCAGAGGUGUCAAAAGUAUUCACAUUCAUUACUCAGGUAGAAGUAUAGAUAUAGGGUUUAAAAAGACUUCUUUAGAAGUUGAAGUAUCAACUCAAGCUUUUUACUCAAGUAAAAAUGUAAAAGUACUCAUUUCAAAACUACUUAAAGUAUAAAAGUAAAAGUAAUGUAAGGGGGAAAAAAAUGCCAUUAAGGACAAAAGCUUAGGCUGCGCCACAGGGGCCUAUAGUGCACUACCCCACCUCCCCAAAAAUACAUUUUUCUAAAGGCCAUAAUGACUACAAUGUUAUAUUAAAAUGUUAUUGUUGAAAAAUGUGGGAUGCACCUGUUUCAGCCGCAUUUAUGCCCAUUGAAAAUGAACGCAUUUUAGUACAAUGCAAAUACAUUAAAGAACCAUAUAUGUGUACUACUGAGCAUUAACAUGUGUUUCAUGGAGCGGAAGAUAUGAUGACUAGUUGUCUAUAAGUAUUGUAAUGGUGCAAAAAGUCAAACUUCAGAGGCAUGUUAUCAAUAGCCUUUAUUGGAAUGUAAAUGUACAUCCACGCUUAGCUGCAGGAAUCUGUGAGGGCAACGGAUGUAAGAUAACAAAACUAGACAAGAAAUUGGUGAACCCAGGGCAGGCUUAGUAACAAUUACCCUUGUAUGGUUGUCUCUGCCACGGACAUCUUCGUACUAGGCUACAUAUGUCUGCUAUUUCCUUGCUGGAGUGUGACGUGAUUUGUGUCAUGUGCAGGUGCGAUGGAUCGCGUACAAACCACUAGGGUGUCGGUGUAUACUUCUCAUCCAACCACAAUCAAAUUCACUCUAUCCGGAUGGCGCGAUUUAUCUGGAUAGGUUUUUUUUUUUUUGUGUUUUUUUGAACGAUGACAAGCAGGAAUGAAAACAAGCUGAAAUGAAAUAGGAGUAACGAGGCUAUUUUUAAAAUGUGAGGAGUAGAAAUAAAAAGUCUGCUGAAAAAUAAUUACUCCAGUAAAGUACAGAUACCCAAAAUUUCUACUUAAGUAAGGUAAUGAAGUAUUUGUACUUAGUUACUUGACACCGGUCGGUGCUCUCACUGUUUGCCUAUGGACACAGACAUAGAGUCUGUUUUCUGCCAUGUGUUGAAGUAAAUAUGUCUGUAAAUGUUUUUAUUAUUAUAUUUCUACUGCUAUAUUGAAUAUUUUGGAGAAACUGUAACGAUCGAAUUUCCCUCUGGGAUUAAUAAAGUAUUUCUGAUUCUGAACUAGAGGACCUUAUUGGGAGUGGCCUGCAGUGCUGUGCAUUCUGGGAUUUGGUGUCUUUUAUCUUUUAUGAGCCAAAAAGACACUUUCUGCCUUUUCUUGGCCAAGAAGGCACCAACUUCAAAAUUUAUUUCACAUUUCUACUACAUAUAUGACCCAAUGUCAAUACAGAUUCAUGUUUCAACGGGUGAAGUAUCCCUUUAACUAAAAUCAUGGAUACUUGAUAGUUUACUUUAAUUUAUUUUGUAAAGAUCAAGAGUAUGUUGGCAUGUUUUGUUGUGAUGUUAUCUAUCAAUGAAAAACAAUUAAAAUCUAUGUUAAUUUGAAA